Triticum aestivum (bread wheat) is the source of this 2532-nucleotide messenger RNA. Its product is annotated as nucleobase-ascorbate transporter 2. The transcript is spliced from 13 exons. Bases 498 to 2156 code for a protein of 552 amino acids. Gene Ontology annotation, cellular component: membrane. Gene Ontology annotation, biological process: transmembrane transport. The record is from RefSeq and is a predicted model, not a curated record. Gene Ontology annotation, molecular function: transmembrane transporter activity. NCBI's taxonomy places the organism in Eukaryota, Viridiplantae, Streptophyta, Magnoliopsida, Poales, Poaceae.
AACCGAUGCUUGGUAUCGUAGCGAGGGAGUGCAGUUUGCCCACUCAUCCCUCGCACUCGCUCUGCGCCUUUUUAUGGCUGCCUCUUUUGACCUUUUCCAUCUUUUUCCCUUUGAUAUAUCCCGCAGCAGGCAGGCAGGCAGCAGAACCGCCUUUGUUCGCUUUCGUCGUCCUCGCCGAAAUUCCCAUUGCGGCUACUGACAUUUGUCCCCCCAUCCCAGCGACCUCUCUUCUCUUGCAUCCAUCCAUCCAUCCAUCCCUCUCGGCGUCACUCAAGCUUGGUUUAGGAGCAAUCUAUUCCGCCUUGGGCACCUGAUUGGUUUGUGAGCUUGACAGGAUUCCUUGAUUUCCUUGAUCUCUCUACUUUUCAUCUUGCUCUUGAUUUCCAGUUUAGAAAUCAUCCCGAGGAAAUCUUGGGCAUCUUUGCUGCCUUCCCCCCUUUCAUUCAACCGAGCGCAAAGAUUGUUCUUCUUGAGCAGAGGAACAGUUCGAUUGGGAAAUGGCUGAAGUGAAACCGGAAGAGAUGGUCCACCAUCCGCCCAUGGAUCAGCUGCAGGGGUUUGAGUACUGCAUAGACUCAAAUCCUUCCUGGGGAGAGGCAAUUGGUUUGGGUUUUCAGCAUUACAUACUGUCCCUGGGAACUGCUGUGAUGAUCCCCACAAUGUUGGUUCCUCUUAUGGGUGGAAAUGAUCAUGACAAGGCAAAAGUGGUUCAGACACUGCUAUUUGUGACUGGGAUAAAGACACUGCUCCAGACACUAUUUGGCACUCGCCUUCCCACUGUCAUUGGCGGCUCAUAUGCAUAUCUUGUUCCAGUCCUCUCCAUAAUCCAUGACCGAUCGCUCGCACAAAUAGCCGAUGGCCAUACCAGGUUCCUGCAGACAAUGAGAGCGACACAGGGUGCGUUGAUAGUGUCGUCAAGCAUUCAGAUAAUUCUUGGCUAUAGCCAGCUGUGGGCAAUAUGUUCGAGGUUCUUUAGCCCACUUGGGAUGGUUCCAGUGGUUUCAUUGGUGGGGCUUGGCCUUUUCGAGAGAGGAUUCCCGGUGGUUGCAAGCUGUGUGGAGAUUGGCCUUCCGAUGCUUAUCAUAUUUGUUGUGCUUUCCCAAUAUCUCAAGCAUGUACAUGUUCGGCAUGUUCCGAUUUUGGAGAGGUUCUCACUGCUGGUGUGCAUUGCUCUUCUCUGGGUCUAUGCCCACAUUCUAACAGCAAGUGGUGCAUACCAUCACACUGCACUACACACCCAGAUCAGUUGCAGGACAGACCGUUCUAACCUCAUCUCUUCGGCAUUAUGGUUUGUAAAUAAACCGGCUUCCACACCACUUAUUCAUUUCCAUAUGAUAUAUCUCAGUUCAUUUUUUUUUACUCUCAUAAGGAUAAGCAUUCCAUACCCCUUGCAAUGGGGAGCACCAACAUUCAAUGCAGACCAUGCAUUCGGCAUGAUGGCCGCAGUAAUGGUGUCGCUAAUAGAGUCAACUGGCGCAUUCAAGGCUGCUGCCCGGUUGGCAAGUGCAACACCCCCACCAGCAUAUGUCCUCAGUAGAGGCAUCGGGUGGCAGGGAAUAGGUACCCUACUGGAUGGGCUAUUUGGCACUGCAACUGGCUCUACUGUUUCUGUUGAGAACGUUGGUCUUCUUGGGUCUACAAGGAUUGGGAGCAGGAGAGUGAUACAGAUUUCUGCUGGUUUCAUGAUCUUCUUCUCCAUACUAGGAAAAUUCGGGGCACUUUUUGCUUCCAUUCCAUUCACAAUAUUUGCUGCCAUAUAUUGUGUUAUGUUUGGCAUUAUUGCGGCGGUGGGGCUAUCCUUUCUGCAGUUCACCAACAUGAACUCUAUGCGCAACCUCUUCAUUGUUGGUUUUUCACUCUUUCUUGGCUUAUCGAUACCAGAGUACUUUUCUCGGUAUAUGACAGGUGCUCAAAAUGGCCCGGCGCACACGAAGGCUGGAUGGUUCAAUGACUACAUCAACACCAUCUUCGCAUCCCCACCGACUGUCGCUCUCAUCAUUGCUGUAGUCCUUGACAACACGCUGGAUGUCAGAGACGCGGCGAAGGACAGGGGGAUGCAAUGGUGGGAGCGGUUCCGGACGUUCCGAGGGGACAGCAGGAAUGAAGAGUUCUACACCCUGCCCUUCAACCUCAACAGGUUCUUCCCACCAUCUUGAGCAGAAGCUUCCAAAGUCCGGGUACUGCAAGCUGAGUACCAAAUGAAGAAACCUUUGCAUCACAAUAUGGCAUGCUUCUGAAUUCUGAUAGAGUAGAAGAGGAGAAGAGAAGUAGAGAUGAUAAGACCCGCAUGCCGUUUUACUAGCGUAGGAUGGAGGAAGUUCCCUUCGGGCUGUCCGAUUGUACAUAGAUAUUUGUUUCCGUAGACAAUGAAUUAAUGCUAAUUUUUGCUGUGUGCAAUGUAAGAUCUCAUGAAACAUUUGCGGGCAGCGGGCAAAUGAGGCACAUUGUUAGCUGUAGUUGAACACACCGUAGAAAAGGGCAUUCCAAACAAGCAAAAAUUAUAGCAUGGCCCCAAUUGAAAUGUGUCAUUAA